AUCAAGUCAUACCCUCAAUCGUCAAUUCCCAAUUCACAAUCUUGACCCUCCACCAUGUGUUGCGGGCAGCAGCGAUCCUUAUCCAGAGACAUCUUCAGCGCACCGCCGUCACGCCGUUCCGGCGGCCACAACGGAUCGGCGGCGGUGGACGAUCUGCGGGAUCGGUUGGCGGAGACGGAGGCUCGUCUUGCCCGUGCCAGGGCUCGGGAAGCGGAGCUGAGCCGCCAGCUGGAGCAGAUGAAGCGCUUCGUCUCCGUCAUGGAGAUACUCGAAAACUACCUCAGGCGACGCUUCCGUGAGCAGCAGCAACACGUCGAGCGCCUCUUCUCUCCUUCACCUUCCGCUUCUGCAUUCUAGAACAAAAACCCUAAGAUCAAGAUGUCUAUAUCCUAUUACAAAAUUGUGUUCCUUUCUUCAAUUUGUAAUCGAAAAAGAAAAAUUGUUGUACAAAUGCUUGUUGCAAUCUUCAUCGUGUUGAUAAUCCAGCUCUCAGGAUGUUUCAUGUAUUGGCAAUCUCUUCGUUUCCUUAGUUUUAGAUUGUAUUGAAUUUCGUAAUUUGAAAGUUAGCAAUUCGGCGAAUUUCAGUCCGAAAUUGAAACUAAAUUGUAAUUGCUGUGUUUGAAUUUGAGUUGGAGUUGGAUCACUAGAAGAAAGAUAUCAACGGGAUUUGGUGUGUCA
Molecule: messenger RNA, 678 nt
Organism: Arachis stenosperma
Lineage: Eukaryota; Viridiplantae; Streptophyta; Magnoliopsida; Fabales; Fabaceae
Product: protein SKIP34
Exons: 1
Coding region: 55-357 (100 amino acids)
Source: RefSeq, a predicted model, not a curated record